UCUUCUGCUACAGAACGCAGGGUGCGCCGACUAUUAAACUGCGCCUCUUCUGCUCUCGCUAUGGAGAGCGCUGCCGUACCGCAAGUCGGAGUCGUGGCGUUCGUAAUCACAGGGAAAUCCAUACUCCUCGGGAAGCGCCGGUCCGUCGCGACGGCUAAUAACGUCUUUGCUCCCCCUGGUGGCCACCUAGAAUUUGUACGCAGGGUGCGCAGACCAAUAAAUUGCGCCGGUCGUACGGUCGUAAUGGAGAGCUGUCCUGUACCGAAAGUCGGAGUCGUUGCGUUCAUAAUCAAAGGAACGUCCGUACUACUUGGGAAGCGCCAAUCAGUCGCGACGAGCACCCACACCUUUGCUCUACCCGGUGGCCACCUAGAAUUUGGUGAGAGCUUUGAAGAGUGUGCGGCUAGGGAGGUGAAGGAAGAAACAGGCCUCGACAUCGAGAAGAUCGAGUUCCUAACCGUCACUAACAACGUCUUUCUGGACCAACCAAAGCCAGCCCACUACGUCACUGUCUUCAUGCGGUCCGUUCUGGCGGACCCCACCCAAGUGCCCAAGAACAUCGAGCCAGAGAAGUGCGAAGGGUGGGACUGGUAUGACUGGAAGAACCUCCCAAAUCCACUGUUUGCGCCGCUGGAGAAGAUGGUCCGAAGUGGUUUUAAUCCAUUCCCAUCAGAGUGAAAUUUAAAUACCAGCCCACCAGUAGCUGCAGAUGGCAUAUAUUUCGUUGUUGUGAAUUGAUAAUGGAACACAUGAAUGAACAUUUUGUAUGUGAUUCUCUA
Messenger RNA from Magnolia sinica, 779 nucleotides. Its product is annotated as nudix hydrolase 1. Gene Ontology annotation, cellular component: cytosol. Bases 61 to 678 code for a protein of 205 amino acids. The transcript is spliced from 3 exons. Gene Ontology annotation, molecular function: 8-oxo-7,8-dihydrodeoxyguanosine triphosphate pyrophosphatase activity. The record is from RefSeq and is a predicted model, not a curated record. Lineage: Eukaryota; Viridiplantae; Streptophyta; Magnoliopsida; Magnoliales; Magnoliaceae. Gene Ontology annotation, biological process: dGTP catabolic process.